Fusarium tjaetaba is the source of this 1506-nucleotide messenger RNA. Its product is annotated as DAL5-Allantoate and ureidosuccinate permease. The transcript has 4 exons. Bases 1 to 1506 code for a protein of 501 amino acids. Gene Ontology annotation, biological process: transmembrane transport. Gene Ontology annotation, cellular component: membrane. NCBI's taxonomy places the organism in Eukaryota, Fungi, Ascomycota, Sordariomycetes, Hypocreales, Nectriaceae. The record is from RefSeq and is a predicted model, not a curated record. Gene Ontology annotation, molecular function: transmembrane transporter activity.
AUGGCAGAGAAAAUAACAGACGACUUGAAACAUACCCAAUCUAUAAAAGAGGGGACCAUAAACGAUGUUUCUACCGCUGAAGCCCUGACUCUCUGCCGUGAUGCAGAUGAGAUUGAGACAAGUCCUGAGCUUGAUAAGGCACUACGAUGGAAACUGGACCUGAGACUCAUGCCUCUUCUCUGCUUCACCUAUUCACUGCAGUCAAUUGACAAGAAUACCAUCAGCUAUGCAGCUGUGUUUGGCCUACGAGAAGAUCUCAACCUCAAGGGAGAUGAGUUCUCUUGGGCCGGCGGGAUAUUCUAUCUCGGUUAUCUGAUCUGGGAGGUUCCGACUAGUAUGUUUCUUCAACGAUUUCCUAUCAACUACUUCAUGUCAGGAACUGUCAUCGCCUGGGGCGCCGUACUUAUGGCCCAUGGAGCCGUCAACUCCUUCACAACUCUCGUCGUCGUGCGCGUCCUCCUCGGCGCCCUCGAAGCAGCCAUAAACCCUGGUACCAUGCUCCUCUUCAGCAUGUACUACAUGCGAAAGGAACAGCCUCUCCGUAUGGGUAUAUGGAUUGGCUCCGCAGGUAUGGGCUACAUCAUCGCCGGCAUAGCUAGUUUCGGUAUAGGCCAUGUCAAGUCUGCUCUACCAUCCUGGCGAGUACUUUUCAUCAUCUGGGGCUCUAUUACAGUUGCUUGGGGGGUCAUUCUCUUGUUCUUGCUCCCGGGUGCGCCUAUGAGAGCGAAGUUUUUGACGGCUGAUGAGAAAGCGAGAGUUGUGGCGAGGGUGAGGGGGAAUGGUACGGGUAUUGAGAACAAGCAUUUUAAGAUGGUGCAGUUUUGGGAGGCGAUGCUUGAUAUGAAGACGUGGUUGUUGUUCUUGUUUGCCCUAACGAGUAACUCGCCUAAUGGAGGCUUAUCCGCAUUUCAAGGUCUCAUCAUCAAGGGUGCUGGCUUCAGUACCCUCGAUACCACGUUGUAUCAGAUGCCAUCUGGUGCGGUCCAACUUGUUGCAUGCGUCCUUGCUUGCUGGGGAGCUUCCGUGAUCAAGAACUCCAGAAUUCCAAUCAUGCUCCUCGGGCUUGUCCCCUUCCUUGCCGGCGUCCUAGGUCUUCACUUCCUCCCUCACAGCGACGCAUAUGCUCGAUUAGCAUGUCUAUGGAUGUCUUUCUCAUACACAGCAACCUGGACACUUAGCAUGUCCGUUUCAAUGGCGAAUACAGCAGGGCAUACUAAAAAGAUUACGACGAAUGCUAUACUAUUGAUAGGAUAUUGUCUGGGAAACUUUGUCGGACCGUUUUUCUUCAAGUCGAACCAGGCGCCUCAGUAUGAACUUGGAGUUGGCAUGAUGUUUACUUGUAUUGCCAUCCAGGUGGCGAGUCUUGUUGCGCUCUGGGUGCUCCUGUGGAUGAGGAAUAGGUCAAGGCGGGACCUUCAUACUCUUGAGAAUCAGCAGAGAGCUUGGGAGGCAGGACUUCUUGAUGAAACUGAUUUCAAGAAUAAGUACUUCCAGUACGUGUACUAG